AUGGGCAGGUCUCGGAGGAAGCGGAGCAGCGAGCCGGAGUGCUCGGAUUCUGAGACGGAGCCGGGCACCGGCACGGAGUGUGUCUGCGCGCAGAGCCCCACAGGGAGAGCCAAGCGAGUGAGGUUCGCUGACGCGCCCUCCGAGAUCUCUGGCAAGUAUGGCACCAGCGAUGGGCACAGUCUGGACGAGGGGAGGGGGGUGGUCCCCGUGCGGUGCUCCGACCGGAAGUGGGUGGCCCGCAUCACUCCUUCGGAGGUCCGCCAGCUCGAGUCGGAGCUGGGGGAGGAGUAUCAGGCAUCCCUGGACCGACUCAAGCGGAGGGCUGGGAUGCUGUCGAGGGUGCAGCUGGUCUCCCUGGGCCUCCUCAACCAGUCUACGAGUCGCAUGGCCAUCAAAGCUGAUGCCGGCGAGGUAGAUGCUCCCAAGCCAACCCUCCCUGGGUCGAGUAUUCGCCUGGGCUCGCUGACAGGGUCGCUACGCGGAUCGGCCCCACUUAAGAAUGGUUUGUAA
Molecule: messenger RNA, 510 nt
Organism: Auxenochlorella protothecoides
Lineage: Eukaryota; Viridiplantae; Chlorophyta; Trebouxiophyceae; Chlorellales; Chlorellaceae
Exons: 3
Coding region: 1-510 (169 amino acids)
Source: RefSeq, a predicted model, not a curated record